Molecule: messenger RNA, 321 nt
Organism: Pseudozyma hubeiensis SY62
Lineage: Eukaryota; Fungi; Basidiomycota; Ustilaginomycetes; Ustilaginales; Ustilaginaceae
Product: cytochrome b-c1 complex subunit 7
Exons: 2
Coding region: 1-321 (106 amino acids)
Biological process (GO): mitochondrial electron transport, ubiquinol to cytochrome c
Source: RefSeq, a predicted model, not a curated record
AUGCGCGUGCUCAAGCCCGUCGCCAACGCCUACGCCAACGCCACCGGUCACCGACAGAUGGGUCUGCGAUACGACGACCUCCUCAUCGAGGAGUCGGACCGCGUUCAGAAGGCCCUCUCUCGUUUGCCCGAGAAGGAGGCGUACGACCGCGCCUACCGCCUGCGUCAGGCUGCUCAGCUUUCGGUGCUCCACCGUGAGCUGCCCAAGGAGCAGUGGUUGGCUGCUAAGGAGGACAAGCGAUACCUCACCCCUUACGUCCAGGAAAUCGCCAACGAGGAGUCCGAACGUGCCGCAUGGGACACCGUCUCGGUCAAGAAGUAA